Messenger RNA from Leptopilina heterotoma, 849 nucleotides. Its product is annotated as KRAB-A domain-containing protein 2-like. NCBI's taxonomy places the organism in Eukaryota, Metazoa, Arthropoda, Insecta, Hymenoptera, Figitidae. The record is from RefSeq and is a predicted model, not a curated record. The transcript has a single exon. Gene Ontology annotation, biological process: DNA integration. The coding region runs from base 1 to 849 and encodes 282 amino acids. Gene Ontology annotation, molecular function: nucleic acid binding.
AUGGGACCUUUGACCCCUAGUUCCAGAGGUAACGUGUACAUUUUGGUCAUUCAAGACCUUUACACCAAAUGGAUAGAGAUACAGCCUUUAAGAAAAGCUACAGGUCUAACAAUAUCAGCAGCGUUACAGGACUUAGUUAUUAAUCGUUGGGGGUCACCUAAAGUUUUACUUACGGAUAACGGUACCGAAUUUGUAAAUAAUAACAUGAAAGCUUUAGCGACUAAAAUAGGAUUUCGACACAUGACCACUCCACCUUAUCGACCUCAGGCCGACCCUGUCGAACGAGUAAAUCGAGUAGUACGCACCAUGAUAAUCGCAUUUAUAGAAAGAAGUCACCGUGAAUGGGACUUACACCUCCCAGAAUUUCGUUUUGCACACAACACAGCGUACCAUUCCUCAAUCCAAAGUACCCCAGCGUUUCUUAAUUUCGGGCGUGAACCAUCAGCCGCGAUAUCCCUACGCCGAGAAUUAGAAAGAGAGAUGGACAUUGUCCACCAACCCCCACUAACUUGGUCUAAAAGAAUGCAACAGCUUAACGAAUUACGAAGUAGUAUUGUUCACGCUCUAGACAGUGCCUUCCAAAAACAAUCUCUCUAUUAUAACCGCAAACGACGCGACCAACGAUACGAAGUCGGUGAUUUAGUAUGGAAAAAGCAACGCGUGCUAUCGUCCGCAGAUAGACACUUCAUGGCGAAACUAGCAGAUGCAUUUCACGGUCCCUUUAUUGUCACCAAACGAAUAUCAAAUGUAGUUUAUGUUCUAGAGGACCUACAAGGGCAAUCGAUGGGAAAGUUUUCGGUACAAGACCUAAAACCUUACCAUGCACCACUCCAAGAUAAUCCAGAUUAA